Messenger RNA from Arctia plantaginis, 849 nucleotides. The record is from the annotation of a GenBank genome assembly. NCBI's taxonomy places the organism in Eukaryota, Metazoa, Arthropoda, Insecta, Lepidoptera, Erebidae.
AUGGGGUGUUUAACGUGGAUCCGAGGGUUCAAGCUGUCAUUUCCAUUUAAGGACAAAGAGUUAAACAAAAUAGCAGCAUUUUUUAAUAUCUCCACUUUUUUAUUGACGUGUGCUGCACUUGUUCAACCUAGCUGGUUUAGGAUAAAAGGCUUGCAUUGUUCACAACAUCUCUCAUUAUCACAAUUUUUCUCUUUUGAUGAUGAUGAUGACGAUGAAAUAACUCUAACUAAAGAUGAAUUUGACCAACUCAAUAGACUGCCUGACUUUGCUGGUUAUCCACCAUGUACUACUCCAGAGACAAUAUCGUUAAUGAGAGUUCUUAUACUAUUAUGUUUCAUGGUACUACUAUGUUCUUGUAUUGGUACACUAAUCAACCUUACCAGCCUGAAUAGCAGAGCCAUCAAGAUGCUUCGUAGGAAUGCAAUUCCUAGUAUAUUAUGUGUCUUUUGGGUAAUCGCAAUUGUUGGUGUAUGUUAUUAUACAACUGUAGUAUUGGGAAAUGCUAACAAUAGUGACCCAAAUACUAUUCAAGUGGAUUAUGAAUAUGGAUUUUAUACAAUUACUGGAGCAGGCGCUCUCGCUUUGCUAGCGUCUGCAGCUAACCUGUGGGGAGCUCCGCUAUCUAGCGACGAAGAUAUUCAAAGAAGAAACUUGAUGGAAGACUGGGAUGGUUAUGAAGCACACAGCGUAGGGCCAACACCAGCUGUGCCAACCCUACCUCCAUAUACCCCUAGUGCCGAUUACGUGCCUACGAUAAACCCUCCGUACGCGCCGCCGGUUCUCGGCUCGCAGCAAUACUUCCCAUUUGACGAUCUUUCCGUACUUCCACCGCCUCCAUAUUCGCCCUAA